UGAAAUGCAACACCGGAAGAGUGACUGUGUUAUUGGUGGGUAACUUGACAGCGAAGGCAAUGAGGGGGCGUCCGUCCUAACAGGAAGAAACUGGGAAACACACCUGAGUGAUGAAGUUAGUUUCCACGGGCGGACGCUUCCACCAGCACACCGACAAUAAACCACGGGGCGGGCUUUACAAACUACUUUUCCCCGGUGUCAAAGGCCUGGGGCUCCCGGUAACAGCGCUGUCCGGGCUGACGCAUCAGCGGGAGAGGAAGACGGCGAGGGAGGUGGGCUGUCACAGCAGCAGGCUAGGCUAGGCUAUGCUAGGCUAGCUUGUUAGCAAUCAAGGCUAACAGCUUCAGCCUCUUGAGACCCCUGAACUUGGGGGAAACUUGGUGAACAGUCAGCGACAGUUUAAACGGCGGCUCCGAAGUCCACCAGGAAUAUAAAGUAACAAUUUUACUGCGAAAAGAAACGUAGCCUGGUGGCGUAAGUAUUGCUAGUUAGCGAGCUAGUUAGCUCUCAUCAGGGCUUGUCAACAGAUCUAGCGGAGAUGUAGCUGAGAGAAAAAACACCUCAACUUACUUCAUCCACAUCCGCAGAAACAGACUUAACUCACAGUUAAAGCUAACACAUGCCUGUUGGACAUUAACUAACACCGUGCUUCAUAAUUAGCACUAAGUUAAGUCCAGCUAAAGGCUGUACACACGUCCGUUAAUAGUUUUUUGAACGUAAAUUUCUGUUUUUGUUGUGGUUUUUCGGUCGGUGUGCUGUUCUGACGGUGUGUUGUGCUCUCGGUUUGUUUAUGGGGCUGAGGUAACUUUCAAUUCUCGUGUCGAUGAGUGUUAGCAUGGAGGCAAGGCAGCCUGGCAGCAGCUCGGAGCGGUUACAUAACGCCAGCAGGUCGGGAGAGAAGCUGCUGAACGUUUCAGCCUCCUCAGCCUCCUCAGCCCGGCUCUGACAGCUGUAACCUGCUCCGACAACCCCCCCCCCAACACACACACACACACACACACACACACACACACACACACACACACACACACAGACAACACAACAACAACACGACAGCAUGGAGGAGGUCUGAGCCUGCAGGGGGACAGGAAGAAGAUAACAAGACGGAACAUUUGGCUGAAGAUGGAUUCACACCCGCUGAUAAACGCCAUGGACCCGUCCAUCACGCUGUGGCAGUUCCUGCUCCACUUACUGGAGGACCAGCGGCAGCGUCACCUGAUCUCCUGGACAGGUGAGGAUGGAGAAUUCAAGCUUCUGGACGCUGAAGAGGUCGCACGAUUGUGGGGGCUCCGCAAGAACAAGCACAACAUGAACUACGACAAACUAAGCCGAGCCCUCAGAUAUUACUACGACAAGAACAUCAUAAAAAAAGUGAGCGGUCAGAAGUUUGUUUACAAGUUUGUCAGUCAGCCUGACCCCUCCCUGCCUGAGGGGAUACGUAACGGAGAGGAGAGCCAAAGGAGGGACAGCACUGACCCAAACAGCCAAUCAAAAGGCCUUGGGGGCGUUGCCUCAACCUGUCAGUCAAAAGGCUUGCCCCAGCGCUCGUCACCCAGCAGCUCCCAGAAAAGCUCCAGAAACGACUACAUGAAGUCUGGCCUUUACUCCACCUUCACCAUCCAGUCACUGCAGGCCUCACCCAACCCACGGCCAAUCAAAACAGAGCUGCUACUGCAACAAGACCCCGCCUCCAAGGUUGAUCGCACGCCCAGAGAGGUCUGUGUAUUAUCAGAGUCUAAAUCCUCUCCGUCAGUAGGUGGAGCUGUUGACUCUGCUCUCCAGGUGAUCGUCACUCAGCCGUCACCCUGUCCGACGCCCGCCCUCAGUCCUCAGAUACCAGCCAACACCACCAGCCAAUCACAGAAUCCUCCUGCUCCUCCUCUGGGCGACCCUCCCCAGAUUUAUCUCACCAGCGUUGGGGAUUCAUCCUCCCUCACCCCCCUCAUCCCUCUGGGUUCUGUUGGUGGGUCCGCGAGUCCUGUCCCUCCCCCCCAUGUUACCAUGGGCCUCCAGGGGCCGCAGCAGGACGACUGCGGGGGAGUCACCAACCCCGCCAGCUUCCCACCACAGCCCCACGUUGCUCCUCACUCAACUCACCCAUCGCCUGUCUUCGUCAUCAUCAACCCUCCUCCCCCGCAGCAGCAGCAGCAGCAGCAGCAGCAGGUGGCCAUGACACCUGUUCCUCCCUCUGUUGCACCUCCUCCCUCUGUUCCUCCCCCCGCCCAUCCUCCUCCCCCCAUCGUCAUCAAGGAGGAGAACCUGCCAUCAGAGGAGGAGCUGCUGGAGAUGGUGUCUCUGGAGGAGAAACAGGUGGAUGAGGUUCCUCAGGUGAUCUGUGGUUCGGGGCAACCAGAGCCCCCCCUCACCAUCGUGGAGAGCCCGUCCCCACCCUGCAUGGAGCCCGGGGUAGGAGGGCAGCAGCCUGCAGGGGAGGGGGGAGCAGAGGGGGAGGGCAAGGACAUGCUAACAGAUCCCUCCGACCCUCCAGUAACAUCGUCCUCAGCGGUGACCCCUCCUGUGACCCCUGCCUUGGACGCUGCUCCUCCCAAACCAAAGAAGCCACGAGGCCUCGAGCUGCCCUCCUCCCCUUCCCUCCCUCCUGGCCUCUCCUUGGAUAAGGUGAAUGCAGCUGUUAACAGUUUACUGGCUCCUGGAUCAGCAACCAACACACUCACCCCGACUGUCAUCACCUCCCACGCUCUGACUCCGGUGCUGCUGACUCCCAGUCCUCUUCCCUCGACCAUCCACUUCUGGAGCACGCUCAGUCCCAUAGCUCCUCGCUCCCCGGCCAAACUCUCCUUCCAGUUUCCCACAAACGGCAGUAAUCAGAUCCACAUCCCGGCCCUGAGCGUCGACGGCCUCUCCACCCCUGUGGUCCUCUCCCCUGGCCCCCAGAAACCCUGAGCUCCCUGCCCCCCCUCACACAGCUCCUCACUGGGCACAGAACUCACCUGAUGGUCCGCUGGCCUCCUGGAGGAGAACUGGAUCUGGGCUGACUCCAGAACCAUUUAAGCGCGUCGUCUGACUGGUAAGAGUGGGAGGUUUGAUGGUUCACGGGGACCCUUCACUGGUGGAGAAUCCUGGAGAAACCAGAAACCAGUUUGUUGGAGGUCGGAGCCUCUGAACUCCGCUGCCAAAUAUUUAAGCCAGAGAGCAGGUGGAUGUCUGAGCUGCGUCCUCUUUCAGCCACUCCCCUCGCUUGAGAAGCCGACAGUUUAAAGACAGUUGGCGACGACGACGACGAUGAUGAUGAGGUGGAGGGAUGCAAGUUUUCUUCUUCUACUGAGGGCUUCAACUAAUGAUGUAACUGUAGAUAAAGAUAGUUUUUAACUGACUGUUCCUUCAGUCCGACCAACGCCUGAAAACUGAUUCAGUUUAUGAUGAAGUCACAUGGGCAGAAGCAGAAAACUGGAACAAGAUUGUGUUUAAAGUUUUUACUGGAGAAAUGAAAAACAUUCAGACAUCUGUUAAUUAUUUUAUGGAUCGACUGACGACCUGUUUUCCAGUGAGUUCGUCUCGACUCAGAUAGGAAAGAUGUUUAUUUUAAAUCUGACCUGAUCAGAUGAGAAUGACCUAAGCCUUAUUAAUAUUCAUGAGGAAAACACCUGGACCCGGGCGGGGCUGAAAUCCGGAUCAGUCUCAGAUCUCUCUCGCUGGAUCUUUUCGGGGCUUUUUGCUCUUAUUGUCUGUUUUUUAAAACAUGGUUAUUUAUUCCCGUUUCCUGUUUCCAGCAGCGUUCGCUGCAGGUUCUUGAAUAUAACUCGACUGUUGUACGGCUCUGGACUGUAACAGGUGUGUUUGAUUUCAACACUCCCACAUGACUUUUCUCCUGUUGGAACAGAAACAGCAUCGUUCUCUAAACUCACCUCUGCUCAGUAAGGUUUGUGCUUUGCUCUUAUUGGCCGCUUUUUAAGGCCACGCCUUCCCACACUUAUGCAUGGCCUGUUAUCGGACUGAACUGCUCAGCAUCACUUUGAAUUGACCAGUCAGAGCAGGGAGGAUGAUGAUGAUAAUGAUGAUGAUGGACCUGAGCUGCAGAGUUUUUACACAGCCAAGGUAUUUCUCUAUAAAAGUCUCUCAAUGGGACAGAUUGUAUAUUUUUAAAAGAGUCUUUGAAUUUCAAGAAGCUGAAGUGUCGUCUUGUGGCUCUACAGGAGUGAACUGUUUGGAUCUAAAGGUUUUAUUGACCAUACAGUCACUUUCCUUUGGCUUUAAAAUGUUGAUGGACGUGUUUAUUGGUUUUUAACUGUUUAAUUUCAACCUUUCAUUCCAGAUGUACAGUGGAUUUUAGUUGAGCAGCUCUGAUGGAUGAAUGUUUUUUUAUUCCUGAAAGCCUCGGAUUCAUUGCCUUGUAAAUCUGCAGCGAUGUUGCCACAAGUCGACACAGUUUUCAUGUCGUUUCCAUCCAGAGUUCAGACGGAGCGAAGACACUGAUCUGAGUUUCAACAGUGAGACGCCUCGCUCGAAAAAAUACUUCUCAACUUUAACUUUGAACUGACACGAGUGACAGAAACUUGGGAGGAGGAGUGGGAAGCGAGUCGGUAGUGUUGGGAUGUUUUGGGGCUGCGGAGGUGAUGAAAGGAUGAAAGCAGCUCGACUUUCAGUGAAGCUGGAUCCUCAGACUCGUUAUAGCAGCACAAAUCAGCUCAAAGCUUUAGUCUCAAGUUAUCCCCUGACAACUGAGUGACUCAAAUCACCUCAGAUUUACCUGUACAGGUGAAGUAAAUCCACGUAUUGAUUUCAACUUAAACUUAAACAGCUGACCUGAGUCCACGCAUCCAGUCUCACUGAGGCUCCUUUGUCACUUGUGGCAACAUCAACGUCUGUUUUUACCUGAAGCAUCCAAAGUGACAACGAACCGUCUGUGGACAGACUCUGAUGGUUCUUUUGAAAAGACUGUUGUUGUUGUUGUUUGUGAUGCUAGCUGAACUCUGUGGUUGCCAUGGUAACCUGACCUGACUGUUGCUGACCUGCAGGUCGCUGUUGUUGCUGAAGCUCCUCGUGAUGACGCCGUUAACGUGUUUCUGUGCUUCUGUGUGCAACGACAAGGCUGCUGAGACACACACACACACACACACACACAACGUGAACUGAGUGAAGCUGAAACUCUGUGUUUUCAGAUGUGACGGCUGAUGUUCAUUUAUCAUUUUUUGGUUCAGUCAAACUUAAACUGAAUAAAGACGGUUCACAUCUCAUCCUGUUAAUCAACAUCAAUCUGCCAGUUAUUUUCUUGAUUAAUCAUUUGGUCCAGUGGUGAUGUCACAUGUCUUUUCUCUCACCAACCAAUUUACUAAAAUGUGAGACCCAGAAAAGAAGGAAAUUCUUAUAUUUGAUCUGAAAGAAUCAGAUUUUCUCUGUGACAAUUAAUCAUAAAAAUAGUUUGAUUAAUUUAAUGUUGAUUUGACUCAUCAUUGAAAAUAGUGGUAAAGCACCACAGUUAUCAAGUUACUCUAAUUUACUCAUUCAUUUUGUAUAGACAGAUCCAUUUACACCUUUUAAACAUCUGGCUAGAAUCAUUCUUGGAGGCAUUAACCUCCUUUCAGACUGGACAGCUGUUUGAUCUGAGGUCUUGAUAAUACUCUGUCCUGGACUCUCAGAAAACACUGACAUCCAACAUGGACCGUCAUCUGAACGGCUUCAUCCUCUCCACAGCUGCAUGUUUACAUAUCCAGCUGCCAGGUGCAGAUAUAUGCAGAUUGUACAGUGGACAGCUCAGACAGUGAAUGAAGGUGGUUCAGUGAGUCCAGGACAGUGUAGUUAUAAAAAGACAUGGCCUGUGAUACCUGAUAGUCUUAUUCUCCGGUAUCUACAGCUGAUGUAAUCAGUCAGUGUCGGUCGGCAGAUUUGAGUUGAUUGUAGGUUUGGAGAUCCAGAUGUUUCAUCAACCCAGAACCAGGUCCAAAGUAGAUCCUGAAACCAACCUGAGUUUUUAUUAUUUAAAGUCUUUUUCUCCAAGAGGAGACAUUGAUGUAAAGAUCUAAACAUCUGCAGACAUGUUGAACAGUUCAGCCUCAUCUCAGUUCCUGACGUUGUGAUUUCCCAGCCUCAGUAGUGACAUAAACGCAGCACCAAGCCAUUGUGUCCCGACUGUUCUCUCCUUUACAGCAUGACUCUAUUUUUCUAUCAGAGACCACGUGUUUAUAUUGUGACUAAAGUUUAAAGAGCGACGAAGCCUUAAAGAUUUCAGCUCUGCAGCAGAGUAAGAAAAAAUCUUCUUCGUUUUAAAAAUAUCUGCGGCUUGAAUUGUUCAGAGCUUGAUGGUGAAAAAAAGCCAUUUAUACAGAGAAGCUGAAGGUUUGAGUCCGACAUCUGUGGAACGUUAAGCUAACAUUUCUCUCACCAGCAGAACAUGAAGAAUGUUUUUAUAUUCAUGAAUAACAGCGUUGCAUUCUGGAUAACAUCCAGACUCCCAUUUUUUUAAAAACUCAGUGCUACCUGAGGCGACGCUGCUGAAGUGCACUGCAAAAAAUUAUGUGCCACAUUGAACAACAAUGUUUUUUUUUUUAAUCAGAGACAUGUUACAGAACCGGAGCUGGGCAGAGUGGUCAAACAAUAUCACAGUACUGAUCAGAGUCAAUCAGUUCUGAUCAAUAUAUAUUGUGAUAAAUGUUCAGGAAAAUGAGUGUAAUUGUCUUUCAGUAAUUAAUCAGUAGUUACUAAGUUAAAUACAAAACAAAUUAUUGCAACUUUACAGAUGUAACAUUUCUGACCGUUAAUAUUAAUAUUAAUUAAUAUUGUAUCGUUAUAUGUAUAUACUGUCAUAUACAGAACUUCUGCAGCUAACAAUUAUUUUCAUUAUUGAUAAAUCCUGAAUUAAUUGAAUAGUUUAAUGUUCACACAAUGUGGCGAGAUAAAGUGUCCAUCUCUGAUUGUCAGUGCUUAUCAAAAUUGAUUUCCGUUAAUUUUCAGUUGAUUGAUUAAAAGUGAUUUAAUCAGAUGUGGCUGAAUUCUUCAAACUUUAAUAACUUAUUUAAAUUAAUUUAAUCAACGUGUUAAUUACAGCCUGUUCAGAAAACAUAAUUUGUAGAACGAUAAAAUUAUAAAUAAUAAAUAUUUAGUUAUUGCCCAGUUCUUCACUGCACUUCCACAUACUGCACUUUCUCGUGUGGUUUGUUAUUUUAUAUUAAGAUUAUUAAAGAACAUUAUUAUGACAGUACCAAUGAAAACGUAGAUUAAAGUGAAGUGAACUAAUGAUUUCCUGUUUAAAAUGUGACCUGUAGUAAAGGUUUAUAAAAUAAUGAUUAAGCAAAAGAAAAAUGAAUACAUAAAUAAACUGGAGACAUAAUUACAACACACAGACUCUGGAUCAGACUGGAUCUCUGUCUGUAGGACAGCUGUGGUUUUAACAUCACCUGCUCUGGUCAGUGAUGAUCACAUGACCUCCUGUCUCUCUGUGAACUGGCUCCUGACAUUUAAAUCCUGUCUGGAUCCUGGUCCUCAGGUUUUAAACCGGAUAUCCAAGCGAAAUUUGACUUGUGUGAAAAUGGAGGAAGAUUAACAUGUUUCUGUUGAUCUUUUGAAAACAUGUUGACACCAACAUUCAGCAGAUACUCGACAAGAGCCUGUAAAAGCUUUUUAUGUGUUGUGAUGUAAUGUAGCUGCAGGUCUAAGCUGCCGUUCUGUGAGUUUUUUAGCCUUUAUCUGUUUCCAUUCUGUCAAACUGUCUGAUCAACAGCAGCUGACUGAAUCAGCUGUGAUCAGCUCCUGUCUGUAGUGUAUCAUGAUGUACAGACAACUAUCACUGAAGUUCUAUGACACUGUAGGAAAACUUAAAAACAGGAGGAUUCUGAUGAAGUUCUGCAGGCUCUGUUUUCUCUAUAGCUUUAUUUUGGUGGGACAUCAGAUCUGAGUUAGACAGAACAUUAUUUGAGUCUUUUCCUCGUCUUCAUCUCAACACAUAGAGGUCGUGACUCUGAGAUAACGUCUCCAGUUUGUUUAUGUGUCUUUGCUGAAUGUGAUACACAUCUUACAUCUACAGUUCAACACAACAGUUUUCACAUGAUCUCCAGCUCAAAGCAGACUCAGGGUCUGUUUCACAGAUGUGACCUGUGAGCGCUGCGUAUCUGCAGAUUACACACAGCGGUUGCGUCACCUGUUACAUGAUGCUCGCUGACAAACUCUCCCGUGCUGGUGCCUCGCUCACAGGUGAGGCGUCUGCUCAUCCUGCAGGUUUGCUCUGCAGGAGAGGGGAAACGGACCCUCACUCAGCUUUGAUGUUUGAGUUUGUUUUCAGAUCAUGAACUUCAUCUUCUGAACUCAAACGUUUCAUGACAUUUAUAACGGUGGAUAUUUGUAAAUCCCUCUGAGAAACAGUCUGUUGUUGUCAUGAGCUUUCUGUCUGAUCAGCUGUGUCGCCAAGGAGACGACACCUGAACUGAUCACCAAUCUAAAAGUAAGUUUAGUGAGUUCAGCCUCUAAGAGACGCUGAAGCUCUCUGAUUGGAUGAUUCUUACAGCAAUGCUCUCUGGGACCGUAGUUGACUUCUACUGUUUUACCUUUUUCUUUAGUUCAGUGUCUCAGUUUUCUGAUGUUACACCUGAGAUAAACCCACAUGGACAAAGGUAUGUGGACAAAUGAGAAUUAAAUCCAAUCAGCUCACUGAACAGAUCCACUUCGUUUUAUCAGCUGUAUCAGUCCACACCGACUGAGUGUUAACGCCUCCUCUCAGGGUGAACAUAGGUCAAAACAAUCAUUGUGGACUGAACAGAUUCAGUUGCAGUUGGACAUCGGUCGUGUCUCGAUCUUAAAGUGAUAGUUCAGGUUGUCUGACAUGGGGUUGUGUGAGGUACUGAUCUAUAGUCAGUGUAUUACCUGUAGAAGUUUCCGUUCAGAGAAGCAGCAGGAGCACCAGUACAGAAGCUGAGUGAUGAGCUGCUGCGGUUGGGGUCAGCAGAAAAACCUGUUUUAGCCACUUUAAAAAAUACCCAACAGCAUCAGUUAAACUGUGGCUUUAUUUUGAAUAUUUUCAUCACUUCAUCUGCAGACCUUUUACUUUGGAAGUACAUUUUUCAACCAUUGAAUUACUGUAUUACUACGCACAAGCGCACAUAUUAUAUUUUUCAAGUGGCUUAAAAACAGGUUUUUCUGCUGACCCAGUCCACAGCCCCUCAUCACUCAGCUUCUGUCCCGGUGCUCCUACUGCUUCUCUAAACUGACACUAAUCUGAAUCUACAUCAGGUAACACACUGACUACAGAUAAACACCUCACACAACCCUGAGUCAGAUAGGCUGAACUAUACCUUUAAUGUGGAUUCUCAGCGACAUGUAAAUCAUCUGGUAUAAUGCAAACACAACCCACGUAACUUAAUGAUAAACAACACUGGAGAUCAGUGUGAUUGUUUGACCCACUUCAAGAUAAAAAGAAUAAAAUAUGUCGUCAUUUUAUUGUUUUUGAUGCUCACAAAAAAAAGAUUAACUGUCCACAUACUUUUGGCCAUGUAGUGUAUUUAUAUUUAAAAUGAGUAGCUCUGUAAACAGAUUGUGUCUUAUCUAAACAUAAACAUCCACACAUUCUGUGUACUGUCCCAUGAUCCUUUGCACCAGGAUGACAUCAGUCAGAGAGCUCUGGGAACAGAUGACGUCUCCUCUGUCUUUAGUUGUAAAGUUUUUCUAUCUGCAGGUUAGUGUGGAUUCUCUCUGUACAUAAAUAUAAAUAUAACCUGAACAUAUAAAUCUAUAAAUUCUGUACCUGUGUGAGCCGGCCAAUCAGCUGAUGCGUCUUCAUGAUGUGUUGUUUCUGUGGCCAACUGUUGCUGUCAGAUCUUGUGUGGCCCCGCCCCUCCUCACCUGUGAUUGGUGGAGGAGUUUAUUGAUGUAAAGGGGUGGGGCCUGCUUUUAUUUUUGUGAGCCGGAGCUUGACACAUGUUAUCCGUCAUGAUAUUUACUGGAAAACUAAAAGAAAAACUAUUUUUUAUGAACAUGACUUUAGUUUCUGUUUCUGGUGUAAAUGUUCUAUAGAUGAUUCAUCUUGUUUUCUACGAGCUAACACACACAAACACACACAAACACACACACAUACACACACAUACACACACUGCGAGGAUGAUAAUAAAACUAUUUUGUUCCUUA
Molecule: messenger RNA, 10068 nt
Organism: Seriola aureovittata
Lineage: Eukaryota; Metazoa; Chordata; Actinopteri; Carangiformes; Carangidae
Gene: elk1
Product: ETS transcription factor ELK1
Exons: 11
Coding region: 1123-2904 (593 amino acids)
Biological process (GO): cell differentiation; regulation of transcription by RNA polymerase II
Cellular component (GO): nucleus
Molecular function (GO): sequence-specific DNA binding; DNA-binding transcription factor activity, RNA polymerase II-specific
Source: RefSeq, a predicted model, not a curated record